AGCCACUCUCCUGCAACCAAGAUAGAUGCGGCAGUCUGUGCGGUGAGCACGGAGAUCGGAAUAGGAAAACAAGGACAAGAAGACAAGCGAGACAGAAGAUAUCUGGAAAAACCGGAAGGCAGAAGACAGGGAGAGGAAAAGAAACCCACAGCAGGUGGAAACAAGAUCCUGAGCAAACCGGUUGGGUCCACAGUUGUUUUUCUGCAAGAGAAGAAAAGUAGCGGAGGAUUGCCUUUUUACCCUUCAGUGAAUGAAAAGUACUUUUAUCCUCAUAAAAGAAAAGGCUAAAGGGACGUGAAAAUCUGUUUUCUUAGAGGAAGAGCUAGGGGAAAUCCAGAUUAUCUCUUUUUGAAGUAUCUGAAAUAAGCCACUGCCUGGUACAUAUUGCAGAACCAUCCUGUUUUCUGAAGCUCUACAUCCCUUCCAGGAGAAUUCCAGCCGGAAUAGCUGGUACAGUUUUAUUUUUCUAUUUAAAUAUCUAUGUCUUUCCCUCCCCUUUAACACUUUCCUUGUUUGUAAGCACAAGUGACAAGAAAGUGUCAAUACAGAAAUAUUUUCAGCUUUCUUUUACCUUCUUGUGUAUUUUUUAAGAGGGUGGAGAGUGCUCCUUAUUUUGGAAAGGACAUUUUAAUUUGAAAGGCUCUCUCUAAACACCCGCGCACAUUUAGAAAGAGAGAUACCUUUCAGAGGUUGAAAUCCUACUGAGGAAGAUGGAAAAAGGAGCCAGGCACCGAAACAACACUGAAAAGAAUCACCCAGGUGGGAGCCAGUCGGAGACCAGCCCUGAUACUGGGUCCGGAGGAGGCGGAGUAGCCCUGAAGAAAGAAAUUGGGUUGGUCAGUGCUUGCGGUAUCAUUGUAGGGAACAUCAUCGGCUCUGGAAUCUUCGUCUCGCCGAAGGGCGUGUUGGAGAACGCUGGCUCUGUGGGCCUUGCUCUUAUCAUCUGGAUCGUGACAGGUCUCAUCACAGCUGUCGGAGCCCUGUGCUAUGCUGAGCUCGGGGUCACCAUCCCCAAAUCUGGAGGUGACUACUCCUAUGUCAAGGACAUCUUUGGAGGACUGGCUGGGUUCCUAAGGCUAUGGAUUGCUGUGCUGGUGAUCUACCCAACCAACCAGGCUGUCAUUGCCCUCACCUUCUCCAACUACGUGCUACAGCCGCUCUUCCCCACCUGCUUCCCUCCUGAGUCUGGACUCCGACUCCUGGCCGCCAUCUGCCUACUGCUCCUCACAUGGGUCAACUGUUCCAGUGUGCGGUGGGCCACUCGGGUUCAAGACAUUUUCACAGCGGGGAAGCUCCUAGCCCUGGCCCUGAUCAUCAUCAUGGGGGUCGUGCAGAUCGGCAAAGGAGAAUACUUCUGGCUGGAGCCAAAGAACGCAUUUGAGAAUUUCCAGGAGCCCAACAUCGGCCUCAUUGCACUGGCUUUCCUUCAGGGCUCCUUUGCCUAUGGAGGCUGGAACUUUCUUAAUUACGUGACUGAGGAACUUGUUGAUCCCUACAAGAACCUUCCCAGAGCCAUCUUCAUCUCCAUCCCACUCGUCACAUUUGUGUAUGUCUUUGCCAAUGUCGCUUAUGUCACUGCAAUGUCCCCCCAGGAGCUGCUGGCAUCAAACGCAGUCGCUGUGACUUUUGGAGAGAAGCUCCUUGGCGUCAUGGCCUGGAUCAUGCCUAUUUCCGUUGCCCUGUCCACAUUUGGAGGAGUCAAUGGGUCUCUUUUUACCUCCUCCCGGCUGUUCUUUGCUGGAGCCAGGGAGGGCCACCUUCCCAGCUUGCUGGCCAUGAUCCAUGUGAAGCGCUGCACCCCCAUCCCAGCCUUGCUUUUCACGUGCAUCUCCACCCUGCUGAUGCUGGUCACCAGUGACAUGUACACACUCAUCAACUACGUGGGCUUCAUCAACUACCUCUUCUAUGGGGUCACAGUUGCUGGACAGAUAGUUCUCCGCUGGAAGAAGCCUGACAUCCCCCGCCCCAUCAAGAUCAACCUGCUGUUUCCCAUCAUCUACUUGCUGUUCUGGGCCUUCCUGUUGGUCUUUAGCCUGUGGUCGGAACCCGUGGUGUGUGGCAUCGGCCUGGCCAUCAUGCUGACAGGAGUGCCUGUCUAUUUCCUGGGUGUUUACUGGCAACACAAGCCCAAGUGUUUCAAUAACUUCAUCAAGUGGCUAACCCUGGUGAGCCAGAAGAUGUGUGUGGUCGUGUACCCCGAAAUGGAUGGGAGCUCGGGGACAGAUGUGAUAAAUGAGGACAUAGAAGAGCAGCGGCAGCCCAUCAACCAACCCAUUGUCUCCAAGGCCAAGGACUCAGUGGAACAGUCCUAGCCCUGAGGACCACCAUCCCCACUCAGCUGCGUCCUCCCUCCUUCACCUCCUUUUUGCUCUCCUUCCCUGCCUGGGUCCCCCCAACACACACACACACACACACACACACACACACACACAUACACACCCUCUGCUUCUGUCAAGCAGGGGCAGGAACUGGGGGUGGGUGGUGAGAAACUAUAAACAAAAACACUAACGUUUGUACCCAAAGAACCAGAACUUCACCCCCAGGACCUGUGUCCAAAGCCCAAGGCCAGGGCUGCCAGUGCUCCGAGCUGCUAGAGGAGAGUGGAGCUGCAGGAGUCCCCAUAGGGCCCUCCCUCUUGGGCCCACACCCUUGUUGCCUCCUCAGGAGCAUGAGUUCAGUACUGCCUUCCUUCCCCAUUCCUGAGCCCAAGGGAGGCCUCAGCUCCUCCAGAAGAGGCAGCAACAAGCAAGAGUGAGCCAUUUGGGGAGGGACAGACUCAAGCAAAUCUGUCACUAUUAAAGGUCGCCUGGAGAGACUAGUGUCCCCUCCCUUCACUAGGGACCCAAGAAAUCAGAGGCAGUACUUCCUUCUUCCCUCUUCCCAACCCCUCUGCACCGUGCCUCCACCCUCCCCAGCAUGGGCUCCCUGUCCAGACUUAGAUUCCUGUCAGGACAACCCCCGACUGAGCUAAGGACCAACAAAGCAAAAUAACUGCCCCUCCCCUGACGCCCAGCCAGCCUGUGGAACAGAUUGGGAAAGGCUCAAAUUGCAGAAACCCAGCCCUGCCCCUGCCCCUGCCUCCUGCCCCCAACUGGGUGCCAAAGCUUCCUGAAACCAGAAAGAUGUCUCCUAAUGACAAAGCAGCUCAGCUCCUCCUCGCUCCCCACCCCCAUGGGAAGGAGCAGGCACCCUGUCACUCUGCAGCUAUGCUCCCAACAUACCCCCACGCAGCCAGCACUGCCUGUGCCCCCGUCAGGCCCUUUUCCUCCUCUCUGGACUUUGGCUCCAGGACCUAGGACUGGGUGUGAAGGCUCCCCAAGCUCUUCAGGCCUGAAACCCGAGCCAAAUCAGCCUUAAGUCACCUCCCAUCCAAGAACUGGACCUAAAAAUACUCCCUGAUUUCUAACCUUCAGGGCAGACUUGGUAUGAAAAGCUUUUCCAGGAGGAAGGGUGCUUUCCCAUCUCCCCGGAAGUACCCAUCCCAUAACCUCCUAGACUGGGGAGAAAGUGUAUUCUGAAGGCCAAUUUCUCGCUCCUUCCUCAACUCAGAUAACCCCACCCUCUUUUCCGGUUCCACCUCUGUCCUGUCUUUGGACAGCCUCCAGGGCUAGGUGAGAGGGGAAUAGCAGAAGGCACCCACUUUGGAGCCCCUUGGAAAGCCUGUUGUCCGUGGUAUAUGGACUCUGGCAGAGGCUGCCUUUCCUUGUGCUCCAAAGGAAGGAGGCAGUGUUUGCCCUGGGCCUCGAGCCUUCCCCACCACACCUGUUGUGCUAAGGACUAGGAUCCUUUUAUCCCAAAGCAGGAGUUCCUCCAUUC
Molecule: messenger RNA, 3816 nt
Organism: Rhinolophus ferrumequinum (greater horseshoe bat)
Lineage: Eukaryota; Metazoa; Chordata; Mammalia; Chiroptera; Rhinolophidae
Gene: SLC7A8
Product: solute carrier family 7 member 8
Exons: 11
Coding region: 711-2312 (533 amino acids)
Biological process (GO): neutral amino acid transport; amino acid transmembrane transport
Cellular component (GO): membrane
Molecular function (GO): L-amino acid transmembrane transporter activity; neutral L-amino acid transmembrane transporter activity
Source: RefSeq, a predicted model, not a curated record